Molecule: messenger RNA, 459 nt
Organism: Panicum virgatum (switchgrass)
Lineage: Eukaryota; Viridiplantae; Streptophyta; Magnoliopsida; Poales; Poaceae
Product: skin secretory protein xP2-like
Exons: 1
Coding region: 1-459 (152 amino acids)
Source: RefSeq, a predicted model, not a curated record
AUGAUGGCACCGGCCUUUUCGCCGUUCGGGAUCGGCGAGUCGCCGGAGGAGGAAGAAUUCUCGGAGGACGAAUCCCCGGAAUUUGAGGGGCCCUCUAUAGCCGCUCCACCUCUGGACCACGCGCCCACCAUGGCGCCGGCCUACGCUCCCUUCUUCGGGAUCAGCGAGUCGCCGGGGGAGGCCCCCGCCGGCGCCCCGGAGGCGGCCGAGGCCACCAGCCCGUCCUCCGAGGAGAUGACUGCCGCCCCGUCCGCCGGAGACUACGACGUGUUGGACGAGGAGGUGCUCGCGCCCGACGGGGCCAACACGGCGACGGCCGGCUCCAAGGCCCCCGCGCCGGCUCCCGGCCCCUCGGCCGACGACGAGGACAGCGGCGCGAGCACGAUCGUCCGCCCCACCCGCCGCAGCCUCGUGGCUGCCGUCGUCUUCGCGGUCAUCUGCGCCGUGGCCGCUUCCUGA